GCAUAGCGGCCAUCACAAGGCUCGAGCAGUGGUGUCGACUAAAUGGGAACGAAUCGAACACAGUCAACAUGCCGGGGUCUGACUUGGACAACUUGAACGUUGCCGUUCGCUUGCUCGAUGUGAUCCAAUUUCGGUCACACGCCGCCAACUAUUGGCGCACGGCAACCGGCCAGCUUUGCGUUUCGAAGCCGCACUGGCACCGGCCAUAUGCCGAUCCUCAGGAUGCUUGUUCGUGCUUUUCCUGAUUAAGCAAAUCCAAAGCGUUGCCGGGCAUCGUGAUUGCCGUUGAUUUGGCCAACUGACCAUGAUUCAUGGCAGGCUGCCAAUGACAUACCUGCCACACAGCCGUCUAUCCUGGUGAGGCCGGAGUUGCCAUCCAUACCAUGUGGUGUCGUGGAGGAUCGAAUUAGCCUGAAGCCAGCCGUGGCAAGAUGCUAAUGAUGCCAGGGGUGGUGAGUAUACAACAUCGUCGUCGUCCGGCUUCCUGAACAGCUUUCUUUGCCGGUCUUUGUAGUUGAGGCAUACAAUUUCAGUCCCGAUAUCCCCAUAAUCCCCAGAGCCUGUCAACAUGGUCGGAACUGGAAGGAAACCCUCCCUCGUCGGAGCAGGAGCAGGAACAGCAAGGAAACCCUCCCAAUUCACCGAUGCCGCGCUUCAGCACCGUCUGCAGCUGGCCGGCAAGGCUGGUCCGCAGGCCUUACUGAGGAACUUCCGCGUCUUUGGUAUCGCAUGUUUCGCUUGCAUCGGUGGCCUUCUCUAUGGCUACAAUCAGGGCGUUUUCAGCGGCGUCCUGACCAUGACAUCCUUCAAUCACCACAUGGGAGUUUAUACCACCAACACAACGAAGAAAGGAUGGCUCACUUCCAUCUUGGAACUCGGCGCCUGGUUCGGCACCUUGUACUCUGGGUUCUUGGCCGAACUCAUCUCGAGAAAAUACGCAAUCUUGGUCAACACGUCGAUCUUCAUCCUCGGGGUCAUUGUGCAAUGUACAGCAACAUCGACCGGACAUUCUGGCAUCUUGGGCGGUCGCUUCGUGGUCGGUAUGGGCGUAGGCUCGUUGUCCAUGAUCGUUCCAAUGUACGUCGCGGAAUGCUCGCCUCCCGAGCUGCGAGGGUUGCUUAUUGGUGUCCAACAAUUUGCCAUCGAAUUCGGCAUUAUGGUCAGCUUCUGGAUUGACUAUGGAACCAACUAUAUCGGUGGCACCGGCCAGGGUCAAUCCGAGGCCGCCUGGCUCGUCCCUUUGGCCCUUCAGCUCUUCCCUGCCCUCAUCCUGCUGAUUGGAAUGAUCUUCAUGCCAUUCACACCUCGAUGGCUCGUGCAUCACGGCCGGGAACAAGAAGCUCGCAAGACGCUGGCCACGCUCAGAUCCAUGCCCGUGGAUCACGAACUGAUCGAGCUAGAGUUCCUCGAAAUCAAGGCCCAGUCAAUCUUUGAGAAGAGAACCGUGGAGGCGCACUUCCCUCAUCUGGCUUCAUUGACACCCAUGAACAUCAUCAAGUUGCAAUUCGUGGCCAUUGGUUCGCUCUUCAGGACCAUGCCCAUGUUCCGCCGCGUCAUCGUGGCUACUGUCACCAUGUUUUUCCAACAAUGGACCGGAAUUAAUGCAGUUCUGUACUAUGCUCCUCAGAUCUUUGGCGCCCUCGGCUUGUCGUCCAACACCACUUCGCUGUUGGCCACCGGUGUGGUUGGUAUCGCCAUGUUUUUGGCCACCAUUCCAGCGAUCUUGUACAUUGACCGGAUUGGGAGACGUCCCGCACUGGCCCUAGGUGCGUUGGGAAUGGGUUUGUGCCACUUUAUCAUCGCCAUCAUCUUCGCCAAGAAUGAACACCAAUGGCCGACUCACAAGGGAGCCGGAUGGGCUGCUAUUGCUAUGGUUUGGCUCUUUGUGAUUCACUUCGGAUGGUCUUGGGGACCUUGUGCAUGGAUCGUCGUCGCUGAGAUUUGGCCCAUGUCGGCUCGUCCUUACGGCAUCGCUCUCGGAGCUUCAUCGAACUGGAUGAACAAUUUCAUCGUGGGCCAAGUCACUCCGGACAUGAUCACCGGCAUCCGAUACGGCACCUUUAUCCUUUUCGGACUGUUGAUCACAUUGGGAGCCGGCUUUAUUUGGUUCUUUGUCCCCGAGACGAAGCAACUCACGCUGGAAGAAAUGGAUCUCAUCUUCGGGUCUAGCGGCGUUGUCAGCGCAGAUCAGGAACGCAUGGCCCAAAUCAACGCCGAGCUUGGUCUGGACCGACUUCAACGCGGCAGCGAUGAACAUAUUGAUGAGAAAACCCACGACUCCAAGGAGGCCAAAGAGUUGUGAAAAGCCAGGAGGGCGAUGUGGGGGGGAGGUCAAGGACCGGCCUGGUGCGGUGUGGCGCGAGGUUUAUACCAUUUGCACCAGACUUGAGACCUUAUCAGUAGCUGCCAAGCUGAAAAAAGGGUCGCUUGUACUGCUCGGCUCAGCUCCUCGACUUGCGUAAAGGUACCGUAUCUUAUCGAAAUAGGGUUCAAAUCAGCAUA
This is a messenger RNA of Exophiala dermatitidis NIH/UT8656, 2502 nucleotides long. RefSeq names its product MFS transporter, SP family, sugar:H+ symporter. Gene Ontology annotation, biological process: carbohydrate transport; transmembrane transport. Gene Ontology annotation, cellular component: membrane. Bases 569 to 2302 code for a protein of 577 amino acids. Gene Ontology annotation, molecular function: carbohydrate:proton symporter activity. Lineage: Eukaryota; Fungi; Ascomycota; Eurotiomycetes; Chaetothyriales; Herpotrichiellaceae. The transcript has 6 exons. The record is from RefSeq and is a predicted model, not a curated record.